Molecule: messenger RNA, 165 nt
Organism: Loa loa (African eye worm)
Lineage: Eukaryota; Metazoa; Nematoda; Chromadorea; Rhabditida; Onchocercidae
Exons: 1
Coding region: 1-165 (54 amino acids)
Source: RefSeq, a predicted model, not a curated record
AUGAGACUUCGGGAAAAGUCUGGCGCGAAAAGAAGACCGAUGGAAAUCAUUCAAUGUAUUCACGAGGAGAAAACAUGUCACUCAGUUGACUUCCGAGAUAUCAGACGUAAUGGUAAAGAGAUAGAAGCAAAUGGACCAAGAGUAACGGGUAAUAGCACGACAUGA